Cylas formicarius (sweet potato weevil) is the source of this 1424-nucleotide messenger RNA. It is a transcript of the gene Bem46, whose product is annotated as protein ABHD13. The record is from RefSeq and is a predicted model, not a curated record. NCBI's taxonomy places the organism in Eukaryota, Metazoa, Arthropoda, Insecta, Coleoptera, Brentidae. Gene Ontology annotation, molecular function: palmitoyl-(protein) hydrolase activity. Gene Ontology annotation, cellular component: membrane. The coding region runs from base 169 to 1236 and encodes 355 amino acids. The transcript is spliced from 4 exons.
UGCUUCAUUAUGACAAUUUUUAAGAUUUUCAGUCAAAAUUUUUCUUAUCAAGUUAUGAGGUAUUAAUCUAAAAAAUGCCUUGAUAAGACGCGAACAAGCCUAUAGGAUAACUGCAACAUUAAUAAUGAGACGAUAAACGCCGACAGAUAUAUCUAUAGAAGCCAAACAAUGGGAGGUUAUGUGCCCCUUUCUUUAAUUGGAGCCAUACUUCUAAAAAUGAUUCUAAAAGUCUGGGCCUAUUCGGGAUUGGUUUUGGUGUUUUGUUUUUUACUAUAUUACAUGUAUGGCGGAGUAUUCGCAAUACUAUUGUUAGUUUUUGCAGUAACAGGUAUUUUAUAUCAGGUUCAAGAUAAUUUACUAUACUCACCUGAAUUACCUAGUCAUUCUCGGGUUUACAUACCAAUACCCUCAAUGUUUGGCCUUCCAUUUGAAAGUAUAAACCACAAGUGUCCCGAUGGCACUACUAUUCACAUGUACUUUAUUCAUCAGCCUAAAGAAAGACAACGAUUGGCGCCUACGAUAGUAUUUUUCCAUGGCAAUGCUGGAAAUAUGGGGCACCGACUACAAAAUUGUGUGGGGCUUUAUCAUAACUUGCAUUGUAACAUUCUGCUGGUGGAAUACCGAGGUUAUGGAUUAUCUGAGGGCAGCCCGACUGAGGAAGGACUGUAUUUGGAUGCAAGGGCCAGCAUAGAUUACUUAUUUAGUCGUAAUGACAUAAACCAUUCCGAGGUGGCUGUGUUCGGCAGAUCUUUAGGUGGGGCAGUAGCUAUCGAUUUGGCAGUACGAGAUAAUUAUGAGAACCGCAUCUGGUGCCUAAUUGUAGAAAACACAUUCACUAGCAUACCUGAAAUGGCUAGGAUACUAUUGGGAUGGAGAAUUUUACAGUAUUUGCCCUUUUUUUUUUACAAAAAUAAGUUUAUGUCUGAUUACAAAAUUAAACGGCUUCGAGUACCAACAUUGUUCAUAUCUGGUUUGGCCGAUACCCUUGUUCCGCCAAAAAUGAUGCACGAUCUUUUCAGUCGGUGUAACAGCCUUCGGAAACAACUUUUUCAGGUACCAACAGGAACGCACAACGAAACGUGGCAAAUGCCUGGUUAUUAUCACACUGUAGCGUUGUUUUUGCAAAAUUGCCGAAUAAAAACUUUGAUGAGGCAAGCCAAAAUUGAAAUAAAUUCAGAUUCUGAAGGAAAAUCGUCUGACAGUCAGAGUCUGUGGAAUGCCGUUCAAGAAAUUUGAAAAAACAAUAAGCGAGGACUUUAGUGAAUUUUUAGGUUUGUUAGAUCACUUUGCGUUAAGUGGACUAUGCCCACUUUGGCCGCCUGCUUUGCAACUUUGCAACCCACCUGUAGAAUAAUUUGUCCUUGUACAUAUAGCUUUACUUAUCUGUGGAAUGGCCUAAAUAAAUUUCAUAUCUUUUUGAAUAA